AUGGCGUCCUUCCUGCGAGCCCCGGCCGGACUGCGCAGUGUCGGUCGUCUAACAACUCCAGCUCGAUCCUCGUUGAGAUCAACGCCUUUCCGAACUUUGGCGACGAGCACCAACAAACGUAAAGCUGCCGCUGUAGCCCAGGCUCACAUCGAGACUCCUUCAAUGGACACAGCAUUCUUUCCCGAUGAGCCCGUUGGGCCCACGGUCGUUACGCCUAUACCCGGCCCACAGAGCCAAAAGGCCAUUGCAGAGCUUCACAAAAUAUUUGAUACUCGCAGCCUCAACAUGCUGGCAAACUACCAACAGAGUUACGCCAACUAUAUCGCAGACCCUGAUGGAAACGUGCUGCUCGAUGUGUACGCCCAGAUCGCCUCCAUCCCUGUCGGUUACAACAACCCUUCGCUCCUGCUAGCCGCUACCAGUCCAGAGAUGGCCUCUGCGAUAAUCAAUCGACCCGCGUUGGGCAACUUCCCUUCUCACGACUGGGCCUCAAUCCUGCAAACCGGUAUACUUCGAGCGGCACCCAAGGGCUUGAACCAGGUCUUCACUGCCACGGCCGGUUCCGACGCCAAUGAGACCGCCUACAAAGCCGCUUUCAUGUGGAAGCGACAGCAAGAGCGUGGCGGCCGAGACGUGGAGUUCACCCCAGAAGAGAUCGAGAGCACGAUGAAGAACCAGAAGCCCGGCUCCCCGGAUAUGUCAAUCAUGUCGUUCAAAACUGCCUUCCACGGCCGCCUGUUUGGAACUCUAUCGACCACGCGCAGCAAGCCCAUCCACAAGAUCGAUAUUCCAGCCUUUGACUGGCCUCAAUGCUCCUUCCCCUCUCUGAAGUACCCGCUCGAACAGCACGCGGAGGAGAAUGCGGCCGAAGAAAAGAGAUGCCUCGAGGAAGCUGAGCAUAUUAUCAAAACUUACCACAAUCCCGUUGCGGCUGUGAUCGUCGAACCCAUCCAGUCCGAAGGCGGCGACAACCACGCCAGUCCAGCCUUCUUCAGAGGUCUCCGAGAAAUCACCCGCCGCAACAAUGUCCUUUUGAUCGUCGACGAAGUGCAAACCGGUGUCGGCGCGACAGGCAAAUUUUGGGCCCACGAUCAUUGGAACCUGGAAGAUCCACCGGACAUGGUGACAUUCUCCAAGAAAGCACAAACGGCGGGAUACUACUUUGGCAACCCAGACUUGCGACCGAACAAGCCAUAUCGACAAUUCAACACCUGGAUGGGCGACCCGGCGCGAGCAAUCCUCUUCCGCGCCAUCAUUAAUGAAAUUGAGAGAUUGAACCUGGUGGAGAAUACAGCGAUGGUUGGUGACUACCUAUAUCAAGGCAUUGAAAGGCUCGCUCAACAAUAUCCUCAACAAUUCCAAAACCUCCGAGGGAAAGGGCAGGGGACUUUUAUUGCGUUUGAUAAUCCCAAACGUGACGAAUUCCUGGCCAAGGCUAAGACGCUUGGUAUUAAUAUUGGUGGCAGUGGAGCUUCGGCUGUGAGGUUGAGGCCGAUGCUGAUAUUCCAGAAGCACCAUGCUGACAUUCUGCUCGAUGCUUUUGAGAAGCUGGCCAAGUCUCUGUGA
This is a messenger RNA of Fonsecaea multimorphosa CBS 102226, 1566 nucleotides long. Its product is annotated as 4-aminobutyrate aminotransferase. NCBI's taxonomy places the organism in Eukaryota, Fungi, Ascomycota, Eurotiomycetes, Chaetothyriales, Herpotrichiellaceae. The record is from RefSeq and is a predicted model, not a curated record. Gene Ontology annotation, molecular function: pyridoxal phosphate binding. Gene Ontology annotation, biological process: GABA catabolic process. Gene Ontology annotation, cellular component: mitochondrion. The transcript has a single exon. The coding region runs from base 1 to 1566 and encodes 521 amino acids.